AUGGCAGAAAAGAUCCCUUCUAUUGCCCUUGAGGCUGUACUUAAAACCAGUAGCGACCUACCCGAGGACUUACCAAAGAUCAGAGGCUACGACUUUAACCAGGGCGUGGAUCUCCAGGAAUUGCUCAAGUCCUACCUAACCACAGGCUUCCAAGCCAGUAGCCUAGCAUUGGCCAUACAGGAAGUCAACCACAUGAUCGAAAAACGUCUUGAAACAGUUGAAGCGGAAAACGACUCUGGUGACAUGCCAUCCCGCCCAGGUUGCACCAUCUUCCUAGGAUAUACUUCAAACCUCAUCAGCUCUGGAGUCAGGGAGAGCAUCCGAUAUCUGGUAGAACACAAAAUGGUGGAUGUGGUUGUAACCACAGCAGGUGGCAUAGAGGAGGACUUUAUCAAGUGCCUGGCUAACACCUACCUUGGGGACUUCAGUCUACCUGGCAAGGAGCUUCGAUUAAGAGGAAUUAACAGAAUUGGGAACCUACUUGUUCCAAAUGAUAACUACUGUAAGUUUGAAGACUGGCUCAUACCCAUCUUGGAUCAGAUGCUGCUGGAGCAAAACACAGAGGGUAUCAACUGGACACCUUCGAAAAUGAUCCAUCGACUUGGCAAAGAGAUCAAUAAUACUGACUCCGUCUACUAUUGGGCAUACAAGAAUAACAUUCCGGUAUUCAGUCCUGCAUUGACAGAUGGCUCGCUUGGUGACAUGCUUUACUUCCAUUCCUAUAAGAACCCUGGUCUUAUUCUGGAUAUUGUGGAAGAUAUACGCAGGUUAAACAGCCAGGCGGUACAUGCCAAAAAAACAGGAAUGAUCAUCCUUGGAGGCGGUCUUGUAAAACAUCACAUUGCCAAUGCCAAUCUCAUGAGAAAUGGUGCAGAUUACUGUGUGUAUGUGAACACGGGCCAGGAGUUUGACGGUUCGGAUUCUGGUGCCAGACCUGACGAGGCUGUGUCUUGGGGCAAGAUCAGAACUGAUGCCAAACCUGUCAAGGUAUAUGCCGAUGCUUCUUUAGUAUUUCCUCUAAUUGUGGCUGAGACCUUUGCUCGCCAUGCCGACAAACUGACUGCUGGCAAGAAAACCGAAUGA
Molecule: messenger RNA, 1083 nt
Organism: Nerophis lumbriciformis (worm pipefish)
Lineage: Eukaryota; Metazoa; Chordata; Actinopteri; Syngnathiformes; Syngnathidae
Source: RefSeq, a predicted model, not a curated record